AUGUCCAAGUCCAUGUUGCUAUUCCCCAUCAGUUUGCUGCCCUUUCUGCUGUUGUUGUUGCUGUCAAGAAGAGGAGUAUCUUCGUUUUCAGCGCCAACCACCAAGACAACCAACGUCGGAUUUCAACGAUGGAUCACGGAUGCUCCUGAUGAAGUGAAGGAACCCAAGGUGCUUCAUGUGGAAGGGACGAUUCCUUCGUACGUGAAGGGUUCGUUGAUCCGCAACGGCGGUGGAAUCUGGUCUCUGGAUGAGACGACCCAAAGUGCGCACAUUUUUGACGGGUUGGCCAAACUUUCGCUCUAUCAAAUUAAUGAUGGCAACAAUGACAACUCGGUGAGCUUUACGUCUCGCUUUGUCGACUCGUACUUGUACCGGGAAUGGGCUGGCAAGGGCAGUGGAGUACCGUCGGUCCAUAUAGGUCCUUUGGUAGAUAAGGAAACCAAGACGGCCAAGCCACAAACAAAGUGGCUGCAAGCUCUGCUGAACAUUCCUGCUUUUGACAAUGCACCCGUCAAUGUAUGGGAUUUCAGUGCGGGCGCUCAAGACAAUUCCAACGUUUGGUGCUUGACGGACACGACCAUUCGAGCGACCUUGGACAAAAACUCGCUGGAUACUCUACAAUCUGGCAGACAACCUCCUGCCGCGCACAAUGCUCCGGGAUUCUACGAACUGUCCGCCACGGCACAUCCCGAAUAUUGCAAACGGGGGACCGGUGCCACCUACAAUGUGGGCACUCAUAUUGGCUUUCCGAACUAUCAUCUUUGUCUGAUCAAGGAUGAUCCAAGAAACAGUCAAGAUCGACAAGUCAUUGCCAAGUAUAAAUUACCCUACAAUGAGAUUCCCUACAUGCACAGCUUUGGAUUGACACAAUCCAAGGCGAUUGUGGUCCUGCAACCCUUGCGACAAAACUCCAAUUUCAAGGUCCUUCUGACAGAGGGAUUCAUGCCCUCCAUGCAACAUGUGGACGAAACCACCAAAGUACUAGUCUUUGACCUGGAAUCGGGAGACCUCCUCGCCGACACGAGCCUGCCCGAACAAGUCUACUUUUAUCAUGCCAUCUCGUCCGCAGAAGACGACACGGAAAACAACGUUUCCAUCAAAUUGUGUGCUUAUCGGACACCGGAUAUGAUUACCGGUGAGGACAUGUUCUUUCGCUUUGACAGAGCCUGGACCGCCGAAGGACGAAAUCGAAUUCCUCGUCCAGGGACUCUCUGCGAUGUUACGGUCCAUUUACAACAGGACACAGCCAGCGUCCAAUGGACUCCCGCCGUGGAUACCAAGUCGGGCACGGAACAGGGAUUUGAAUUGCCGACAACUCGCUAUUCCCGUACGACAAAUGGACAAGGACCGUGGCAACAAGGCCGGCAUCCACGGUAUACGUAUGCAUUUGGAGCCUACGCACAAGGAUCCUCCGAAUACGAUUGUUGGGCCAUUCUCAAGAUUGACACCGAGACGGGCCAGGCGGUGAGUUUUCGGGAACGCGAUAGUUGCUAUUAUUCCGAACCCAUCUUUGUGGCCAAUCCCGACGGUGUCGACGAAGAUGAUGGCGUGUUGCUCUGUACCCGCAUGGAUGGACGAACGGAAGAAACAUCCUUGUUGGUGGUGGAUGCCAAGACGAUGACAAAAAUGGCCGAAGCGAAUACAAAGACACGGGUGGCCAUGGACUUUCAUGGGGCCUUUUUUGGUUAG
Molecule: messenger RNA, 1689 nt
Organism: Seminavis robusta
Lineage: Eukaryota; Bacillariophyta; Bacillariophyceae; Naviculales; Naviculaceae
Source: the annotation of a GenBank genome assembly